Aricia agestis (brown argus) is the source of this 526-nucleotide messenger RNA. RefSeq lists its product as uncharacterized. The record is from RefSeq and is a predicted model, not a curated record. Bases 14 to 526 code for a protein of 170 amino acids. The transcript is spliced from 2 exons. Lineage: Eukaryota; Metazoa; Arthropoda; Insecta; Lepidoptera; Lycaenidae.
AAAGUACUCUACAAUGGAUGAAUCAACUAAACAAGACUUUGAAAUGCAAGAUUAUUGUGAAUGCAAUUGUGAGGACCUUUUAGAAGAUGAUAAUGAGCACAUUAAAACGCUAAAUAAAGUCUCUCAAAUCGAAAGUUAUCUAAAAGAAAAACGUAUUUUAGAACUCAUACAUUUUAUGUUGUCAAAAGUAGUUGCAGAAGCUCCAGAAAAGCCAGUGUUAUAUCUUGAAAAACUAUUAGAUGAUUGUAUUAGCUUCGUAUUAAAUCGCUCUAAGGCACCAACUUUUUAUGAGAAUAGACAUAUAGAAGCUGUACUCAAAAGCUUUGAUCCUGGUCAAAGAGGAUGGUUAAAUGUAUGCCAAGUACGACGUCUUUAUGAAUCAUUGGGCUUAGAAAUAAAUCAAGUUGACGAAAAAGAUAAAUUUGCAGCAGAUGCUAUACUAGAAGAUAUAAAAAAUAAACAAGAGUUGGCUUUACGUGAAUUACUUAUGGCUGGUGGUAACAAAGCUAUCAUCGAUAAAAUAUAG